This is a messenger RNA of Cooperia oncophora, 810 nucleotides long. Lineage: Eukaryota; Metazoa; Nematoda; Chromadorea; Rhabditida; Trichostrongylidae. The record is from the annotation of a GenBank genome assembly.
AUGGAUGCCACCCUCAGUAAGAAACUGAAAGGUGCUCGAAAACGAAUCCAUGAUAUUCGAGGAGGCCUGCAUAGCGGUGUGUCGAGCUUAGCUGGAUCUCAGGCAUCUGUUAUGUCGCAUGAUAUUUAUGGCGAUGACGAGGCAAUGCAUGCGUCGUUUGACUCGAUGUUCCGUCCCAGGACCCAAUCAAAUCUCUCGGUGCCUGGUUCAUCUACCCGUGUCUCACCGUCAAUGGAACAUCCAUUUGACGACUUCGAUUUCCCCAGUUGGGUAAACGACGCUGCCGCGGCGUCGACCGCUGCGGCUGCCGCUGCUGCCGCCGCGAACUCCUCCAAUCAUGCCGCUCCCAUCCCUACGGAUAUUCUGGAUCGAACCGACCAGAUGCGAAUCGACUCGUGUCGAGCCAUGAUGAACGGUGUGAAGCAAGAACCCAAGCAGGUCAAGACUGAGUCGCCUGGUGUUCAACCGCCAUCAUACCUCGAACUGAGCAGUGUCCGUAACCAAUCCCAACUACAAAAUCCACUUUUGCGAUCGCAGUUGGCAUCGGUGAAAUUUCAGUCAGCUGGGCUUCCGCUGUCCUACCAGACGUACUCGCCGUGGCCUGGUCAUCAUAGCGGCCACCUGCUGCCACCUUCGUCAUGUGCCGCGGUAGCACAAGCGAAUUCGGUCGCAGCGGCUGCAGCGUUGCCGUCAGACCUCGAAAGUCUUACACUGCCCGAUCAACCACUUAUGGAUUUUGAAGUCGAAUCGCUGUUACGACACGAACUGUCUCAAACCUCCGAUCAUCGCCUCAAUUUCGACAAUCUCUGA